Molecule: messenger RNA, 2425 nt
Organism: Cucurbita moschata (crookneck pumpkin)
Lineage: Eukaryota; Viridiplantae; Streptophyta; Magnoliopsida; Cucurbitales; Cucurbitaceae
Product: auxin-responsive protein SAUR24-like
Exons: 1
Coding region: 1957-2250 (97 amino acids)
Biological process (GO): response to auxin
Source: RefSeq, a predicted model, not a curated record
UACCAUUUAGAAUUGUCUAAUACAUGUUUGCUGGUGUGUAAUAAGAGAUGUGCAUAAUGUUUCUCCAUAGGUCUGACUUAUCUGUUACAUGAAAUCAAAUUCAUUUCCUCACUCAUCAAUGGUCUUUGUCUCAAUUGGCUUACCAUGUCCAUUUUCUCCACUCAUUUUGCUUUCCUGGCAUGUUUUGUUCGUAGCAUCCUGUGCUGAUAUUAUUGGAAGAGCCUAUAAAGUUGUUUACACAAACUUCAUAUUUUCUGUUCUCGUUUUAAGAGUUUUGAGGAAUUCUUGCAUCUUACGUUUUCCCUCUUAUUGGAUACUAAAAGAACAGGGUGCCUUCUCCAGCUUAUGUUGAUUCAAAUUUGACUUCCACUUGUAGGAAGUUUCAAUGCUUUGAAGUCUAUGGAUGUGGCCAUGAGUUAUUGUUGGAGAAAACCAGAGAGGUAAUUCUUGAUUCAAGCUUCAUUCUUAAACCAGCUGCUCUUUUAGUAUUUGGUUGGCUAUGUAGGAAUUCAUCCAAGACAUGGAAUGGUUGAGAAAUUUGCAUAGCAGGAAUCUCAGUUUUUCGUACAUGGAUCAACAGACUUGAAAGAGGUUGUAUGGUCUUGCCACAGCUUAAGAUUGAUGAAGUUAGUAGCCUUCUCUCCAAGGCUAGCACAAUUACUUUGGGUCCAGAGGAAGAGUUGUUAACCGACUGUUGGACUUGCUUAAAGGUUGAGAAGCUAGAUAUGUUUGAACUAGAUUCUAUCAAUUUGUGCAGAAUCUAGUAUUCAGAUUUGAGGAAGAAAGCUGAAGUACCGUAUGAGAUAUAGGUAGACAUUCUUGAAUUGUGAAAAAAUCUGAGUUGGAUAGAUGUCAUUUUGUGCUCCUAAUGAUCAGUAUGGAGAAAGGUUUAUCGAGCGCUCUCGUGUCUUAAAUGGUAGGAAAUACUAAGCUCCAAAUGAUCAUUUUGUUCUCCUAGUGAUCAGUAAAGAGAAAAUGCUCAAAUCUGAGCUGAAUUUGAACCAAUUCAAUGACAAAAGGAAAGACUUGGUUGUGCCAAAUGAUCAAAGAGAUUACACAUUGUAUAGAGGAAAUGAAUAUCGAAAAAUAGAUAAAGCAUCAAUGAUUUUCUUUCAAUAGGGAAUUUGAUCAGUAUAGUAUACAUUUCACAAAGGAAUGUAUCAUAAGACAAUGCAGCCGCUUGUUAUGAAGAAAUAAGAGCAAAUUGCUCGAUACCAUAUGAAGAUAGGGGAAACCCAAUUUUUUAUAGGUUCAAAAACCAGACAAGAUAUGUGUUCUGGUGUAAACAAGUCAACGUGCUUGGGGCUGAAAAUGAUGGUAGAACUUUGUGGAUGAUUUAUGCCUCUAAGAGUUAGCAUUUUUUGACUAAGCUAUGUACUUUGACUUGGUCUUUUAGUUCUCCUUAAUGAGAACCAUUCUUUGAUAUGGUCCACAAUUUGGUACAUAUAAGGCCUGCAGAGUCUCCUUUGACCUAGACGUUGAGUCGAAUGACGUAGCUGGUCACUCUCUCAUGGAAAGCCAUUCACAUGGAGGUUCUGGUCUUCCAUUUUCAACGUAAUGCACUCUGUCUGUAAGCAUUUAAUUCAGUGUAAAAGCUUGGACAAUGAUUUGACUUUUCAUAAUCGAACAACUUAGCCAAUGAAAAUGGAAAUUUGUGGUGUAACAGCGGAGAAUGUGAAGAGAGAGAGAAGGAAAUUGGUGUGUCUUUUCUAAGUUGAACAAAACCAUGUGAAACGGCCUACUCAAAUACCUAACCAUCAGACUUCAAUACCCCACUCUGCCAUUUGAAUACCAUCGCUCACAGCACAACUCUUUUUUCCAAAACUCUAUAAAAACUGAACAUCAAAUGAUCCUUCAAACACCAAAUUCAACUCAGUCCAAGUGUUGAUUUCUCUUACAGGUUCUAUACUAACCAGAUCAAAGCUUUAGACCUUUCUAAGAGUCCUUCUCGAGAAAAUGGGAAUUCGAUUGCUAUCCUUGGUUCCUCAUGCCAAGCAAAUCCUAAAGAUGCAGUCAGGUUUUACCAAAAGUCAGUUGGAUGUGCCAAAAGGCCAUGUGGCUGUUUAUGUAGGAGAGAUCCAAAGAAAGCGGUUCUUGGUUCCAAUUUCUUACUUAAACCAUCCGUUAUUCCAAAAACUACUCAGCCAUGCAGAGGAAGAGUUUGGCUUCCAUCAUCCACAGGGGAGUCUAACAAUUCCUUGCAAGGAGGAUGCCUUCAUUGAUCUCACCUCCAGAUUGCAAGUAUCUUGAAGGAUGCAGAAGAAAGGACAAUCAUCUGCCGUUUUUGACAAUUUUUUUUCCGACUCAUUUACUUUUAGACACAUACUAGAUUGUUGUAGAGUGGGAAACCUUUCUACCUGUAAAUGAGUUGCAUUGUAAAGUUACUUAUACCACAGGAUUAAUGAAAAUAGACCAAUUCAGCAUA